CUUCUCCCCUCGGGGAAUAAAAGGUUUCAAGGACUACAGCAAGCAUUUGCGGGGCAGGGCUAUCUCCACAUCUUCUAGGCGGAGAAGAAGAAAAGACCUUUUGUGGGAGGCUCCAAGUUAUGGGGCUCCCCCAGCUAGCAGUAAAACCCGGCCUGCGUCCCCACCCCCAGCUCCAUCCCUCCUCCCUGGCCCCGCAGACCGGCUUGGAGGGUGCACAUCCUGCCUCGCUGACUGUGUGUGCUUACAGCGGCAAGGGGUGGACGUGAUAUUUCAAACAUCAGAUCAGUGCGUUUAUAUAUUGGGUGCCCGGAAAUUUUUCCAAAUAAACACAGCUUGAUUCAACUUGGGUGGGCGGACUUAUCAACAGACUAAUUCUAUAAACAAAUGAAGGAAUAGCCCCGAAAACGAUUGGCUGGUAUCAAAAAGACACGUGGAGGGAAAAGCUUGGAGUUUUUCAGCAAUGAAAUUUUAAUUAAUGUGGGUGGGCUGAGAACGUAACGACUGUUUAUCAUAGACAAUUUAUUUUCCAGGGCUAAGUCAACAUAUAAUAGCAAACUUACAACAAUUAUUUAACAUUUUUAAAGCCAUGAAGAAGGGACAGAGCGUGCAGCGGCUGAGGAGAGCGGCAGAGCCCAGGGCAGAGGCACGGAGGGCUCCCCCGGAGGGCCCUCGCGCAGGGCGCUGUCCCUAACCCUCCCGGUCGCCUGGCGCGGUCUGCGUGCCGGCUCCUCGCUCGCCAUGAGCCACCUUUUUGGUUCGCGGCUGCCAACUCUGGCCGCCUCGCCUAUGCUGUAUCUGUACGGCCCGGAGAGACCCGGGCUGCCGCUGGCCUUCGCCCCUGCGGCUGCCCUGGCGGCCUCGGGCCGGGCCGAGCCGCCCCAGAAACCGCCCUACAGUUACAUCGCGCUCAUCGCCAUGGCCAUCCAGGACGCGCCGGAGCAGAGGGUCACGCUGAACGGCAUCUACCAGUUCAUCAUGGACCGCUUCCCCUUCUAUCACGACAAUCGGCAGGGCUGGCAGAACUCCAUCCGCCACAACCUCUCACUCAACGAGUGCUUCGUCAAGGUGCCGCGCGAGAAGGGGCGGCCGGGCAAGGGCAGCUACUGGACGCUGGACCCUCGCUGCCUGGACAUGUUCGAGAACGGCAACUACCGGCGCAGGAAGAGGAAGCCCAAGCCCAGAGCCGGGACCCCGGAGGCCAAGCGGGCCCGCGCGGAGCAGCAGGAGCUCGGCGCCGAGGCGCAGCCGCAGGCGGGGAGCGGGGAGGAGCGCGCGGCCGCCCCGCGCCCCUCGCCCCUCGGGGAAAGCCGCUCGGCGACCGCGCCCCUGCCCUGGCCCGGGCCUGCGUCCCUGGACGAGGACGCCGGCGACGCAGUUCAGGGCGCAGCGGCCGCCGCUGUCAGCCUGGCAGCGCCAGCGCCCGCGCCCGCGCCCGCGCCCGCGCGCACGGUGGCUGGCUCGGGGUCCCCUCCGCGCCCCGCCUCCGGCUCUCCCAAGAGCUCCGACAGGUCCAAGAGCUUCAGCAUCGACAGCAUCCUGGCGGGAAGGCAGGGCCAGAAGCUGGCCGGAGGGAGCGAGGUCCUGGGGGCCGCCAAGCCGGGCCCCGGAGCGCUGGGCUCCGCGCUCUUGGCCACCUCCUCGGGACUCCGGCCGCCUUUCAGCGCCUCCCUUAUGCUGGACCCGCACGUCCAGGGCGGUUUCUACCAGCUGGGGAUCCCUUUCCUCACCUACUUCCCUCUGCAGCUCCCCGACCCGACGCUCCCCUUCCAGUAAGCCAGCGGCGCGCUCCUUCCCUGCCCACGCCUGGAGUCUGUUCAGAGCCUCGCCGGGCGCCCACCGGCUAGGGGAGGGCGCAUGUCUUUCUGCAAAUGAUCUUCGCUGGCUUCACGCGUGGGUUCUGAGCAGCGCUGCUGCGGGCAAGUGGGCGCGCUCCCAGUCUCCUUCGAAGGGGACUUGAUUCCCUACAGCAGGCAGCGGCGGUGGGGACUGCAAGACCCCUUCCUGUGGGCCACUUGGGCGCUGCAAAGGUCCACCGCGGGCACGCCCAGGACCCCCUGAGCUUAGGGGCGCCUGAUGCUGCGAUCUCCAUGUGCCCGCACCGAGGCCCAAAGGGCACCCCGAGAGCAGCACCCAAGGCCCUGGGGUCUUUCCUACCAGGAAGCACGGUGUGACGCUGGGCGCCUGCGUGGUGGGUGCAUCCAGCUCAGUCCCCUCUUCAGGGCAAGGGCCCCAGGGUGGCAUAGGCCCUGGUUAGCAUGUAAGCCCCAGGCUAAGGUGCAGAUCAAGAAAACGCCGAGUAGCUUUUUACACGGAGAAUUUUCCUCUUAAUUUCUUUCUGGACAGUAAAGGAAACACAGGUUAUUCUUUGCCUAAAUACUGGACUCUUUUUCCUUUAAGGACUCGUGGCUGUCUAGCCAGGUGCACUGGUAACCCCUAGUAGGGGCACCCCGGCACCUUUCUCGGUAGCUCCUCAGUACGUAUUCCACGGCAUCUGGACCUGGGUAGCUCAAACCCCAGUUUUUUGCUUUCUCUUUAAGGGAUCAAAAGAUUUCAGGGGUCUUGGGGAGGGUGGGGGGAUGCGGCACAGACAGCCUCAGAGCUCAUUAGCAUGGCUUGUCAAGCUCUAGGUUUGGUUUUGACAGCAUUUUCCAGAAUCCUGUAAUGAAGGACCUCAUUUAGGCCAAAAAAACGAAAACCAAAGCCAGAGUGAGACACGGAAAGCAGUGGCCUGGGUGAAGGUCGGAAAGGGCGGAACUGGCUGUCACUGUGGUGCGGGGAGGACAGGGGAGGGUGCCCCUCCGGGCCUUCUGCAUGCCCAGCCUCCUUCCCAGCCUCUGCAUCCCUGCAGUGUGGGCUGACCUUGGACAGACACCUGGGAGCCUCCUGGGCUAUGGGAGGUCGGUCGGCUAUGGCCUGGGUAAGACAUGGAGAGGCUCCCUGGUCCAGCCAGCAUGAGCAGCCCUGGGAGACGUCCUCCCAGACCCUGGGGGUGUCUCUAGGGGCCAGCUCCUGUGAAUUUGAAGCUUGAGUCCUUGAACCUCGAGGAGCCUUUGCUGAAUCUGCUGUAGGGGAGGCAGAAGUCCUCAGGGCUCUUGGGCCUCCAGGAAGGGUUCAGUCCUUCCCAGGAUGCCCUGAGCCGGUGGGCUUGCUGCUCAGGGUGCUGUAAAGGACGCUCCAGGGGGCAUCAGAGCCUCACACCUUGCAGAAACAGAGGUGGCUUUCUGAGAACUCCUGGACACUUCUGGGAUGGGCUCUGCCCAGGCAGGCAGGGCCACAGGACUUAGGUGAGCUGCAGGGGCCUGGAUUUAGAGGGCUCUGCUGAGCCCCCAGCGGGGCGGUCCGGGUGUGCGGUUCACUUGAAAUGAGGUAGCAGGGCUGUCCCUGGCUGUCCUGUACCCCAGGCUGCAGCCUCCGUGAAUAAAGUUGUUAUGCUUUAACCUCUCA
This is a messenger RNA of Cavia porcellus (domestic guinea pig), 3444 nucleotides long. It is a transcript of the gene Foxl1, whose product is annotated as forkhead box L1. Gene Ontology annotation, biological process: anatomical structure morphogenesis; regulation of transcription by RNA polymerase II; cell differentiation. The record is from RefSeq and is a predicted model, not a curated record. Gene Ontology annotation, molecular function: DNA-binding transcription factor activity, RNA polymerase II-specific; RNA polymerase II cis-regulatory region sequence-specific DNA binding. NCBI's taxonomy places the organism in Eukaryota, Metazoa, Chordata, Mammalia, Rodentia, Caviidae. Bases 739 to 1773 code for a protein of 344 amino acids. The transcript has a single exon.